Neodiprion virginianus is the source of this 1782-nucleotide messenger RNA. RefSeq names its product galactosylgalactosylxylosylprotein 3-beta-glucuronosyltransferase I (gene GlcAT-I). The transcript has 4 exons. Gene Ontology annotation, molecular function: galactosylgalactosylxylosylprotein 3-beta-glucuronosyltransferase activity. NCBI's taxonomy places the organism in Eukaryota, Metazoa, Arthropoda, Insecta, Hymenoptera, Diprionidae. The coding region runs from base 630 to 1700 and encodes 356 amino acids. Gene Ontology annotation, cellular component: Golgi membrane. The record is from RefSeq and is a predicted model, not a curated record. Gene Ontology annotation, biological process: chondroitin sulfate proteoglycan biosynthetic process; carbohydrate metabolic process.
UUGGAAUCGAAUUGCACCACGAAAAAAAUGCCUUCCAGUUCUAAUUUAUUGGAAGAAGUGAUGCAAAUUAGUUAAAAAGUCACCGGUGCUGCAACACGUUUUGGAUUACGUAAAACCAUCGUUCAUUAUUUUGACAUAACAUGGUACGAGAAUAUUGGAUUUUGUGGAUUAAAACAAUAGCGCGAGAUUAGGUUGGGUAAAUUGGCCAGUGACAUCACGAGAUUGUCAGGCUGCUAGAGAUAAUCGUUUGAUACAUACAAUCGUACUGUAUCCGUGAUAUAAAACCGUGAUAUAUUUUUCAAUUAUAAUUCGUAAAACAAGUUGUCGUGGCGAACAGUUCGUGGAAAACCCAAUUACACACAGUUCAAUUUAUAAUACUUGCCACGCGGUGGAUGCACGAACACAUACCAUUAUAUUAUAUACAUGUGUGUCAAGUGGUCGGGCAAUAACGUGAUUUACUAUCUGCAGCCAACGAUUAAAAUUUUCGGAUUCAUUUCGUACUCGCAAAGCCCAAUCAUUCUUCCCGAUAACUAAGAUCCUUGGUAUUGCGCUCCGGCGAGACGAAGCUUGGAAUACGAAAUGGGCGCCAUACGUCAGAAGUAACAUGGCGAUUGAACGAAGCUCGUACGAUGCCGUUUAGUGAAACGAUAUUUGUCGUCGACGGAAACUGUGAGAAAUCUACAAUGCGGAAUCGGCGAUUUCUAGAGUGUACAUUCGUCCUGGUUCUUGUCACCGUUAUCAUACUUCAAUGGAUACGAUACAAGAAUCUGCAAGAAGAAUGGUUGUCAGAGCAGAGGAGUACGAUAAUCCAACGGUUGGACGAAAAUGCCAGACAAACUAAGUUGAUCUCGGAAGAUAUGAGAGCUGCAAUAAAAAGCAUUGAAACGCAGAAGAGAAUGUUAUUACAAAUGCAGGGCAAGGAGUAUUAUCGCAAUAAGCCAACGAUAUACGCGAUAACCCCAACAUUUGCAAGGUUUGUUCAAAAAGCGGAACUUACUCGGCUGGCGCAGACCUUUGUGCACAUCCCAACUUUCCAUUGGAUACUCGUCGAAGAUUCGACGAACAAAACAAAUCUGGUUACGAAUCUUUUGAUGGGCAGUGGGUUGGCCUUCACCCAUUUGGCCAUCCCUACUCCGCCCAAUUAUAAACUCGGAAGAAACGAUCCGAAUUGGAAGAAGCCCAGAGGGGUCGAGCAACGGAACGCGGGCCUCAAGUGGCUCCGAGAAAAUCUCACGCCCGACGACGAAGGCAUCGUAUUUUUCGCCGACGACGACAAUACGUACUCCAUUAAGCUUUUUGAGGAGAUGGAAAAGAUUAAGCAUGUCGGCGUGUGGCCCGUUGGGUUGGUCGGAGGUCUGAUGGUCGAGAAACCGAUAUGCGACGAAGCUACGCGUAAAGUGGUUGGUUUCAACUCGGCAUGGAAAUCCGACAGACCAUUUCCCAUUGACAUGGCUGGAUUUGCGUUCAAGUUGAAGCUGCUUUUCCAACAUAAAGACGCUUGGUUCUCAUUCGAGAUCCAAUCCGGUUAUCAAGAGAGCGAAAUAUUGCGACACAUAACCACCAGGGACCAGCUGGAACCCCUGGCUGAUUGUUGCAAAAAGGUAUACGUCUGGCACACUAGAACCGAGCCACCUAAGCUAAGUGCCGAACAACUUUUGACUAAAAAAGGCAAGAAAUCGAACGAGGGUAUUGAAGUCUAACGGGUGGACAAUUGUGGGCAUUUGUAAUAUUAAAAAUAAUCAAAUACUACUGUAUAGCAUUCAUAAUAAUAUAUCAUAAUAA